CAAAAAUCCGAGCCAUUGCGCAGCCUACAGCGGGUUAGCGCUCUAAUAAAAGCCACAUUUCGUGCUUACAACGACCCAGCACAGCCAUGCGAGCACUGCUGUUGCUCGCCGCGAGCGCUCGCGCGCUGACAACCAGCAGCAGGCGGCGUUUCGGCCUCGGUGCCGCGAGUGCCGCAAGCGCUGCAGCACUAGCGCCCGCCCAGCCCGCAGCCGCAGCGGUACGCGAGGGCUCGACGAAGUCCGGUCUAAGAUUUAGAGUCGAGGUCGAGGGCUCCGGCGACACACCAAAACGCGGCCAGCAGGCGCUGCUCGAUUACGUGCUACGCGUGGGCGUCGACGGCAAGCCGCCGCUCUACGCUCGUCGCCGCGUCGAACCAUGUCUCUCUCCGAUGCGACGCCAUCGGUGCGAUUUCUUAUCACGCAGGUCGACGGCACCAAACAAACUUUUCCCGCGCGCCCGCAGCAGUUCACGCUCGGCGUCGGCGCGCAGAUCCCCGGCUUCGACGAGGCCGUGCUUGACAUGAAGGUCGGCGAGACGCGGACCGUGAUCGUGCCGCCCAAGUUGGGGUACGGCGCAAACGGUACCGAGGGUUUCGACGACAAGAUUCCCAAGGACGCGACGCUGAUCUACACGCUGGAGUUGAAGUCACUCUUGCCGUUCGCUCCUACGGAUGCUCAGCAGAAGUGGAUUGCGGACCACCCGAACCCGUGGGAAAUGUAGUAGUGAUC
This is a messenger RNA of Pelagomonas calceolata, 729 nucleotides long. The record is from the annotation of a GenBank genome assembly. NCBI's taxonomy places the organism in Eukaryota, Pelagophyceae, Pelagomonadales, Pelagomonadaceae.